Molecule: messenger RNA, 633 nt
Organism: Camellia sinensis
Lineage: Eukaryota; Viridiplantae; Streptophyta; Magnoliopsida; Ericales; Theaceae
Source: RefSeq, a predicted model, not a curated record
UGGUUGCUACCAGCUUAUCACUGAGGUCUGGUUGCCUUUUCUAGCACAUAUAUAUAUAUAUAUAUAUAUAUUUUUAGAUAAAAACACUAUUUAAGUUAUUAAUUUUUACUUGUUUGGGUUUCUUUCAGAGGUCUGUGCUUGCUAUGCCAGAAAAUGGGAUUGGCUUGUUUCCAGAUGUGGGCGUUUGCAUAUAUAGCAGCACGAACUCCAGGAAGAGGAUCAGUUGGAAAGAAGAAGAAAAAGAAGAAACCCCGGUUGCCUUUGAAUGGUAUAUUUGCUGUUUUGUUGUAUAUCCCUUGAGACAUCUCUCAGAGUUAGUUUGUUGGGAUUUGGGGAAAAUUCCUAGUUGGAAUCUGUACUAUCAAUGUGAUUGGCAGGAGGAAAAUAUGGCUAUAAGCGGGAAGAAGAACGGGGAAUUUAUCACAGGCAGUGAUGUUUCUGAAAUGAAAUACACAAACAAGAUGAAGAAAAUAAUAGAAGAAAAACCAGCUUCAAAUAAUUUUGUGUAGUUGCCCAAGUUGAAUCAUUUAUGCAUUUGUCACCUUUCAUAUAGGUGGUGGAAGAAACUUUGAGACUCACAAACAUUUCACCCUUCCUUUUUCGCUUAGGUGACGGAAGAAGUUGAAUUUCAAG